Dentiscutata erythropus is the source of this 822-nucleotide messenger RNA. Lineage: Eukaryota; Fungi; Glomeromycota; Glomeromycetes; Diversisporales; Gigasporaceae. The record is from the annotation of a GenBank genome assembly.
AUGAUCAAAAGUUUUCAACCAGGACACCUUGACAUUUUCUCAAUUAAAUAUAAUCCUUCGCAAAACUUAUCGUUUAAUAGGAUUCGCACUCAUAUUUUUAUGAUUUCGCGGGAAUUGAGGGCCAAGGUUUUUUCUCAAUUUUUGACGGUCACGCCGGAAAACAAGCCGCCGAAUGGUGUGGAAAUCAUUUUCAUGAGGAUAGCGUUAAUGAUAUUCCAAGAUGAACUUCAAAAAAACCUUCAAAAAAAUUCUGAUAUACAGGAAAUUUUUCAAGAUGCUUUUCUGCGGGCAGAUAAGCAACUUAACGAAAAUGCUGGAAAACAUUCUGGAUGCACAGCCGUUACCGCUUUUUUGAGGUCUGAACCUGAAACAAUAAAAUUUGAAAAUGAAAAUGAAGUUAAUGGUAAGGAUCCUUCGGCUUGUAAUGCAAAUGUUGGAGAUGCUCGUGCUGUUUUAAAUCGAGAUGGGAGAGCUGUUAGAUUAUCCUAUGAUCAUAAGGGAAGUGAUGCUCAAGAAGCUAAAAGAAUUGUUGAGGCUGGUGGUUUUGUCAUGAAUAAUCGUGUUAAUGGUGUAUUGGCUGUGACACGCUCACUGGGUGAUUGUUCAAUGAAAGAAUUUGUUAUAGGUAAACCUUAUACCACAAAAAUAACUCUGACAGAAAAGGAUUCUUUUUUGAUACUUGCAUGUGAUGGUUUAUGGGAUGUUUGUAAUGAUCAAGAAGCUGUUGAUCUCAUUAAAGAUAUUAUGGAUCCUCAGGAAGCGAGCACAAAAUUGAUUAGACAUGCUCUACAGAAUUUCAGCACCGAUAAUUUAAGUGUGAUG